AUGACUAUGAACCCCUAUAUUAGUUGGGCGAUCUUGCUCGUCGUGGCAGGUGGCCUCGGCUGGUACUACACCAAUGGCACAACCCCCAAGGCCAACGUGAUUCGAGCUGCCGUCGAGAAGACCGAGGCCACUGUAGCGCCCAAGAAGUCAAAGCGCAAGUCUAAGCCUGCUCCCGAGCCGGCUGCCGCCAAAAAGUCCGAGGUGAAGACCGUCGUGUCGUCCCCCACCACCGAGGAUGACAAACCGGACGAGGAAAUCGACCGCAAGGAGAUGGCCCGCCGCAUGGCCGGCCUGAAGACCAACGGUCCUGCUCAGCCCGCUCCCGCCAAGCCCGCUCCCACAAAGAGUCAGAAGAAGAACAAGAAGAAGGCUGCACACGCCAGCGACACCCGUGCCUCCUCGACCACUGGCGCUGAGGCUGACGACGAUCUAUCUUCCGCCGGGUCGCCCCAGGUGAAUGCCACUGUUCCCUCGGCCGGAUAUGUUUCCGACAUGCUGGAGGCCCCCGCCCCCGGUGCAUCUGUGCUCCGCGUUACUGGCAAUGUGGAGAACCAGCCUAAGAAGCAGAAGGUUCAGACCUUCAAGGAGGUGGAGACCAAGAAACAGCGCCAGCAGCGUCUCAAGAACGAGGCCCGCAAGCAACAAGUUUUGGAGGCUGAAGCUGAACGCAAGAAGCUGCUUGAGAAGCAGUUGCACACUGCUCGCGAGUCGGAGCGCCGCGAGGCUGCCCGAUCAUCUACACCCGCUGCCAACGCUUGGCAGACCAAGGAAAACAUUGCCCCAGUGAAGACCAACGGGGUCAAUGGCGGAUCCCGCCCCGCUCCCGCCGCUCCUGCCACUUCCGUCUCUCAGGGCCUUCUAGAUACUUUUGAGUCCCCUGCUGCUCCUACUAAGUGGGCUCAGAACCUUCCCUCUGAGGAGGAGCAGCUGCGCCUCUUGGGAGCUGCCAAAGGUGAUGACGAAUGGACCACCGUCUCUAAGAAGCAGCCCAAGAAGAAGGGCGCCAAGUCUGACGAGAGUGUCAGCGAGACCAGUGCCUCGGAGAAUCACUCCACCCUUGUUGCUCCUGCCCCUAUUGAGCCGCGCGUGACGGUGACCCCAACCUACCUCCCCGACAUCUUGCGCUCGCGCGAGAAGGGCCACCCACUGGACUCUGACUGGGCUGCGUGA
Messenger RNA from Penicillium psychrosexuale, 1170 nucleotides. RefSeq lists its product as uncharacterized. The coding region runs from base 1 to 1170 and encodes 389 amino acids. The record is from RefSeq and is a predicted model, not a curated record. Lineage: Eukaryota; Fungi; Ascomycota; Eurotiomycetes; Eurotiales; Aspergillaceae. The transcript has a single exon.